Molecule: messenger RNA, 6379 nt
Organism: Sycon ciliatum
Lineage: Eukaryota; Metazoa; Porifera; Calcarea; Leucosolenida; Sycettidae
Product: nipped-B-like protein
Exons: 44
Coding region: 109-5772 (1887 amino acids)
Biological process (GO): regulation of gene expression; replication-born double-strand break repair via sister chromatid exchange; establishment of protein localization to chromatin
Cellular component (GO): Scc2-Scc4 cohesin loading complex
Molecular function (GO): chromatin binding
Source: RefSeq, a predicted model, not a curated record
AAUUACUUGUCAAAAUUUGAACUUCAAGCCCCGAAGCCUUUGCCCGAGUCGCCUUCGUUUCGUCGUUAUCCUUGUUCUCCUUGUACUAGAUGCUGAUCUUCUUGCUAAAUGGACGCGGCCAGCCAGCCAGUCGCUGCUGUGCGGGUCUUGCCAGGCCUAGUCAGCCUUCACCCUUUGACUACUGGCGUACCGUUUCCACUGACUGGACUCGCAGCUAAAGCAUCCGACAAUGCUGUUACUUUCCCACCAGUCGAUGGCUCGUGCCUUCAGCAGUCAGAUGCCAGAAUGAUGGCGGCAGUGGCAAAUGCCCUUUCAGGUGUCUCUUCUGAUUUUGUGAAUCUGAAGCACCCGCCGACACCACCUGGCACACUUCCACCGGCAUUUGUGCAAGACCUUGUGCGUAAUCAUCCCCAGUGCUUCAGCUCGUGCACUCAACCUCCACCAGGAACACUAACGCCAGAUCAAACGCUAACAAGUGAAUCGUCCUUUCAAGGCCAGCAAUGUGUAACAGAUCACGAAGGUCGGACAGUAAUGCAAGCUGCAGCUGCACCUGGUGUCCGUGGCUCAAAAAGCCACAAGCGGCGACACGCGGAGUCCUCGCUUUCUGCUGCAACUGUACCGGCUGCCUCUGCACCUUCUGUUGCCGCUACCUCGGCACCUUCCGUCGCCGCUGCUGCUGUACCAGCUCAAGAUGGCGCCUCGAAGAAGAAGAAGAAACGGAAGCAGAGUGUAUCAAGCGAACAGCCACAUGCAGCAGCACCUAGUGCUGCUGUUCCAGCUGCUGCUGCUUCAGCCGUGACGUUGCAGCAACCAACCGUGCAGUUGCAGCAACCAACCAUGAAGUUGCAGCAACCAACCGUGGUGUUGACAAAAGUUGCAACGAAUAUUGCCAAUCAUGCCGAGACUCGGCAUGUGGAAGCAAGCACUGUAUCUCAACCACCACAAAGGAAGGCAAGCCGAAGUAAAUCUAGUGACAGCACAAGUUCUACAUCAUCAGAUUUUGCAAGUAAGCCGAAGCAAAAGUCAAAGCGCAAACACAAUGCUAUCGUUCACCAUGAACUAUCGUCUGGCCCAAACACUGGUUUUACCGCUGUUCUUGAAGAUGUAUUUGAGCAUGCUGAUCGGCACAACUUGUUAUCAGUCACUGGUUCUGCAGAUGGAGCCAUUUCUCCUCAGCUUCUGCUACCAGGUCCCUUUGUAACACAGAUUGGAUCCAAAGUCCGCAAACUUGGUGCGAAUUCCGAGUUGUCAGAGCACCCUGUUGAUGAACUAGCUCGUCUAUUAUGUGUUAUGGACAAGCACGUGUUAGACUGUCUGACGUUGCAAUUGGAUUCCGUUCCUGAUGAUUGUGAUGGAGAGCCUGCGCAGUGGCGUGCACUGGCGAAGGACCGACUGCAGCGUGGCCUGGAUGCUGCCCUGGUCAUGCUGCACAUCAGCACUUCACCAGGUGUGACCAGUAAUGUCUAUCAAGAAGAACACAUUGAGCGUCUGGUGCAGAUGAUUGGACAUCAUCUGACUGCUACUGUUUUUCCUGAGUUUGAUAACUAUUAUCAACUCUCCGGCCACAAGAAAGAGGGCGUUGUUGUAUCCAAGAUGAAGCGUGGACGUGCCAAUGCUGACCCUCACAAGGACAUCAUCCCACUGUACAACAAGAUCUGCGAACUACUUACGUGCCUUGCUCAGUUCAUUGAAGUCCACAAGUUGCCAGACGCAUUGAUUGUGCUGGUGUCGUCUAUGGCAAUUUCUACUUUUUUUGUGGAGAAUGUCAGCACUCUGCAGCUCAGCGCUCUUCAUGUAAUCCGUUCCAUCUUCUCCCGGUACACUCAGCACCAGCAAGUUAUUUUCUCUGAUAUAUUUGAAUCGCUGUCGCGCUUGCCGUCCAGCAAGCAAAGUUUGAGAAGCUACCGGCUCAGUGGUGAUAUUCGUAUUCAGAUGGUCACGGCACUGGUAUUACAGCUUGUCGAAUCAACUGUGUCUAAGCCACUCUCGGUCGCCGGCGCUGCCACCGAAAAGAAGGAAGUGACGUCAAUGGAAGAGGAGUACGCUGGCAGUGCAGCUAUGGAGGAGAGGAAGUUGCAGGUAUCGAAGGCCUUUGAUUGCUCCCGCCAGAGCGUUGGAACAUUCCUGUCGUCCUUCUUGAAAAAGUGCCACACCAAGGAGGAAAACGACUUUCGGCCGCUCUUUGGAAACUUCGUUCAGGACAUACUAGUUUGCCUGUACUCUGCAGAAUGGCCUGCUGCUCAGAUCGUUAUUGACUUGCUCCUUCCUCUAUUGACUGGCGCCGUCAGCAAGUCAAGCGAGAUGUCUACGCGUGUCGUGGCCUUGGAUCACAUGGGCUCGAUUGCCGCCAGGGCUCGCAAGCAGUGUAUGGAGAUGGAUGGUGCAGAGCCCAUCCAGUCUCUUGUGGCCGAGAUCCGUUCUAAACUGGCCGACAGUGACUGUGACCGAGAUGAGCAGGAUGACUUCUUAUUGAGACGUGUGUUCAUUGAGCAACUUCAUUUCCUGUCCAUGAAUGACCCUGCUUGCCGGGUGGCCAAAGACUAUCAUCUAUCACGGUGGUUGUGUCAGGCGUACGAAAAGCAACGGACCCUCUUGACCAUGCCUGAAGGCGGCGACAAUGAGGACUUGACUGCUGCCAGUGCGGAGUCCCUGGUCAUUCUGAACAAGGAGCUAGAGGACUAUUGUGAUUUUCUGUAUGCACUUGCUGCUUCCACUGACGAUGGAAAGAAACCUAAGAGGUCCAGGGUUGACCUUACCUCUGAGCAACUGGACAGAAUUGGUCAACAUCUCGUCAAUGACACUGUCCAUACCUUUGAGUACUGCCUAGUGAAGAUUUUGGUGGAGCUAGCAGAUGCUGCUGCUACAGUGCGAACUAAAGCCAUGAAAGCCUUGUCGGUGAUCGUCAACUGCGACCCUUCAUUGCUUGCCAAGGAGGAAGUUCAGAAUGCUGUACAUGCGAGGCUGAAAGAUCCUUCGACAAGCAUGCGUGAGGCUACUGUUGAUUUGAUUGGAAAGUUUGUGCUGCUGAAGCCAGACCUGACGCUCAACUACUAUCGGAUGCUCUCCGACAGAAUAUCUGAUGCUGGAGUUAGUGUUCGCAAGCGUGUCAUCAAGACGAUGCGUGACAUUUGCAUUCAACAGCCCGAUUUCAAACACGUUCCUGACAUUUGUUUGCUGAUGAUCCGCUGUCUGAAAGAGGAAGACAGUACAAAGGCCCUUGUUCGUAAAGUGUUUGAAGAAAUGUGGUUCUGCCCGUUCACAUCGAAGGAGCUUGAAUCGACCACCCCAUCUGGAGUUGGGGAUGGUGUCUUGCUACGCGUCAAGAACAUUGUGAAGGCUGUGGCCAUCAGUAGCAAGGACACUCAUGAGUGGAUUGAGAAGCUACUGAAGAAGAUGCUACGUGUAGAUGAGGAGGAUGAGAAGAACACUUCGUCUACUAGUAUUGCUACUACUAGGGCUGUUUGUCAAACCCUAGUCGACUGCCUUGUCAAGCAUAUGCUAGUGAUCGAGGAGACCUCCUCGCAAGAGAAAUCAAGCAAGUCAGCGAAGGCCGCUCAGCGACUAGAAUCAGACCAGUUACUUCCCUGCAUUUGGACGCUGUGUUUAUUUGUUCGUGCUGACCCACAUCUCGCAGUUUCACAUGCUCCAAGCAUCCUGCCCUAUUUGGACAUGUCAUGGGAGAAUCCAGUCAGCAUUCAAUUGUCUUGCUAUGUGUCUGAGAUGCUUCAAGCUGUCUUGCCCCUGUUGGAGCAUCCCAGUCCAUCAUUCCUUGCCAAUAUGGAGGAGCGGCUUGCUGAGAUGAUGUUUGUUGCACCACAGGCACCUAUUGUUCCUGCCAUUGGAUGCCUGUCGGUGAUUGUCAACAAGGUGACACACAACUACAAGUUCAUUUAUGAGACUUUCCGCAAGUUCUAUGACUUUCUGUACAGCUCCUGCAAGCAGCCAAAUCUUCUUACGCAGGGCAAUCGCCGCGCACUGGCACUACGCAGUGUCCUGUGUGUGGGUGCCUUGUGUCGCUAUUUUGACCACUCCGCAGUUCUGAACGUCAAUGGAGAAAUUGCGGACAUAACUGAAAAGGUAUUCCGGUUACUUAUGGGCCUUGUUCAGCGAACAGAUGGGCCCAUUAGGAUGAAGUCUCUUGCUGCUCUAGGUCAUUUCUUUAUGGGCAAGCCAGACAUGAUGGUGCGGCCGGAAAGUGAGAAGUUGUACACCUCCUUCCUCGACUCCAAAGCCAAUGUUGAGCUUACAACGCAGGUUCUCCGGAACAUGAGCAUGUACCUGGCAGAGGAUGAAGUGCACAUGACAAAGCAAGCGGAAAAGAGGAAAGCAGAGAAGAAGCAAAAAGCAAGUAGUCAAGAGAAUGGUGACGCUGGACAAAGUGACAAGUUGGUCAACUGGGACAGCCAAUCACAUGUGAGCAGUUCCAUCGCACAAGUAUACCUGAAGUCCAUCACAUGCUGCAUGUUGCACAAGGUGAAGGAGGUUCGCUCUGCCGCACUGCACGUUAUCGGCCUGGUCUUCUCACAUGGUCUGGUACAUCCGUACGAGUUUGUUCCUCACCUCAUUGCUAUGAACGCAGAUGUUGUGGAGGACAUUCGUGUGCAAGCAAAACAGCAGCUCGUUGAGUUUGACAAAAAGAACCCUGGCUUCUUGUCGACCGUAGCCUUCCGUGGCUUCCAGAAAGGGUAUGAAUUGCGCUCCACAGUAUCACAGGAUGACCGGUCCUUGAUGCGUGGUCUCGACCAUGGCAAGCAGUAUGCGUUGUUGAGUCACGUGUACACGCUUGUGCGUGGCAAUCGGCAGCAACGUCGUGGCUUCAUCCUGUCACUGCUCAGGAUGUUCCAGGAUCCAAAGGUGAAUGGCAACCUACCACUGUUACUCUUCACAGCAGAUAACCUUGCUGGGUUUCCAUACAGUCUUCAAGAGGAGCCAUUGUUUGUUGUACAUCAUCUGGCCAAGAUCUCGUCCAUUGCUGCCUCUGAUGCAAUCCAGCACUUUAAAGAGGUCAUGGGAGUUGGUAAGCAACAAGAGGAUGAAGAUGACUGGCUGGAUGUUGAGUACCUAAAAGGUCGCAGAGAAGGUCGCAUGGACAAAUUGCGACAAUGCUAUGCCACUUCCAAGGGAGCAAUGCUUCUCCUCUGCUUGAAGGAACACCUCAAGGAGCUCUACGGCUUGAGCGAUGCGAAAUGCAGCCAGUAUGCGCCAUCAGACAAAAUCAAGGGGCCAGAGAAGCCAUCCAAUCCCAGACCUGGUGUGACCUUUCAUCCUGCCACCAUUGUUUCUUUGGUAACUGAACCUGAACUGGUGCAGGCACAACUAAGCAAAGAUGACAUUCUCCUUCACUUCAUUCAGCUUCAUCGGACAAUGUCUGCAAUAGAGCGUGCAGAGGAUGAGCAAGGCGAUGUGGGUGUGGCCGAUGAAGAUGACCACAGACCGCAAGCAACGGUAGCCGCCGCAUCCGCAUCAGUGCAGCCAGGUGGCGAACCAGCAGUAAAUGGCAUUGCCUCUGAGGAAAUUCCUGCUGCUGCUCCUCCUGCAGCAGUGGCAGCAGCUCCAAUAUCUCGUCACAGUCGAAUGUCCAGAUCAGAAAGUUCUAACAGUAAGAAGAGCACUGGGAAGAAGAGAAGGAAACGAGAUUCAACAAGUGAUAGUGAUGCCCAGUCCGUCAAAUCCGCCUCAUCCCGUGGUGUUAUGAAGCGCAAGCGCCGACGCCUCUGCAUUGUCGACUCUGAUGAAGAGGAUGACGACUCUGGAACUGAAUAUCUUCCCUAGUCUGGUCUCUCUGGAGGCAGAAUCUUAUACUGACUGAUAAAAAAACAUGUGCCAACCAUGAAAUGCUCCAUGAAAUUGAUUCUUUGUCAUGCAUGCUAUUUAAUUUGUAACCAUGCAACUCCAUGCUCGUUUCCAGCUCAUGUAUCAUGCAACGUCUUUACAUAUACCUCAAAGUAGAUCAAGAAUGCCAAAGUUCCCAGUGGCAUUGCUGCUCAUUUGCUUCAUUGAAUGCAAUACAUUGACAUAGGCGUGAGGCAAUGCCAGUUCCACCGUUGAAAAGUCAAUUUAUUAUCAUCAUGCAACAUUUGCUUCCCACUCCCAGUCUCCUGUUCUCCCGAUGAAUCUCCCCUACUUGACUAUGUCACCGGACACUUGUCAUGACUUUCUUUUUCUUUCUCUUUUCUUUUUUAACUUUAGCGCAACAAAUGCCAAUGUAGUAGUCGUAGCAAUGUCUGUCUUAUGUCCGGUAGAUACGUUCGAGAUAGGUAAUAGAUGAAGAUAGUUUUAUAUAGGGUCCAUUUAGGUUGUUACUGUCAUGGUUUGAAGUUGAAGAUCUCUUGCAAGACGAACCGUAGUACGGUGGCUGCUUUUUCAUGUCUUGCUAUUA